Balaenoptera ricei (Rice's whale) is the source of this 2307-nucleotide messenger RNA. RefSeq names its product tripartite motif containing 47 (gene TRIM47). Lineage: Eukaryota; Metazoa; Chordata; Mammalia; Artiodactyla; Balaenopteridae. Gene Ontology annotation, molecular function: zinc ion binding. The record is from RefSeq and is a predicted model, not a curated record. The transcript has 6 exons. The coding region runs from base 63 to 1979 and encodes 638 amino acids.
CGAACAGUCCGGGUCCCUCCCAGACGGGAGCAGCACAGGCGGUGCCCCGCGACCGCGGAGCCAUGGACGGCAGCGGCCCCUUCAGCUGCCCCAUCUGCCUGGAGCCGCUCCGGGAGCCAGUGACGCUGCCCUGCGGCCACAACUUCUGCCUCGCCUGCCUGGGCGCGCUGUGGCCGCACCGCGGCGCGGGUGGCGCCGGCGGGCCGGGAGGCACGGCCCGCUGCCCGCUGUGCCAGGAGCCCUUCCCCGACGGCCUGCAGCUCCGCAAGAACCACACGCUGUCCGAGCUGCUGCAGCUCCGCCAGGGCUCGGGCCCGGGGCCCGGCCCCGGCCCCGGCCCGGCCCGGGCCCCCGAGCCGGUGGCGCCCAGUGCGCCGCCCAGCGCCCCGGAGCCGUCGGCUCCCUGCGCGCCGGAGCCGUGGCCGGCGGGCGAAGAGCCGGUGCGCUGCGACGCGUGCCCCGAGGGCGCCGCCCUACCCGCCGCGCUCUCCUGCCUCUCCUGCUUCGCCUCCUUCUGCCCCGCGCACCUAGGCCCGCACGAGCGCAGCCCCGCGCUGCGCGGACACCGCCUGGUGCCGCCGCUGCGCCGGCUGGAGGAGAGCCUGUGUCCGCGCCACCUGCGGCCGCUCGAGCGCUACUGCCGCGCGGAGCGAGUGUGCCUGUGUGAGGCCUGUGCCGCCCAGGAGCACCGGGGCCACGAGCUCGUGCCGCUGGAGGAGGAGCGCGCGCUCCAGGAGGCCGAGCAGCCCAAAGUCCUGAGCGCUGUGGAGGACCGCAUGGACGAGCUGGGAGCGGGCAUCGCACAGUCCCGGCGCACGGUGGCCCUCAUCAAGAGUGCAGCCGUGGCAGAGCGGGAAAGGGUGAGCCGGCUGUUUGCCGAGGCUGCGGCCGUCCUGCAGGGGUUUCAGACAGAGGUGCUGGCCUUCAUCGACGAGGGGGAGGCGACCCUGCUGGGCCGCUCCCAGGGCGACCUGCGGCGGCAGGAGGAACAGUGCAGCCGGCUCAGCCGGGCCCGCCGCAACCUCAGUCAGGUCCCUGAAGCCGACUCGGUCAGCUUCCUGCAGGAGCUCCUGGCGCUCAGGCUGGCCCUGGAGGAGGGAUGCGGCCCUGGGCCCGGGCCCCCAAGGGAGCUCAGCUUCACCAAGUCAUCCCAGGCCGUGCAGGUGGUACGAGACGGCCUGGCUUCAGCCUGCACCAGCCAGUGGGAGCAGCUGCAGGGGCUGGGCAGCGACGAGGACGGGCUGCAGAAGCCAGGCACGGAAGCAGAUGCUGAGUCCCAGGACCCCGAAAGCACCAACAGCCUGGAGAGUGAGGCUCCCAGGGAUUACUUCCUCAAGUUUGCCUACAUUGUGGACCUGGACAGCGACACGGCAGACAAGUUCCUGCAGCUGUUUGGAACCAAGGGUGUGAAGAGGGUGCUGUGUCCCAUCAACUACCCCGAGUCUCCCACCCGCUUCACCCACUGCGAGCAGGUGCUGGGCGAGGGCGCCCUGGACCGGGGCACCUACUACUGGGAGGUGGAGAUCAUUGAGGGCUGGGUCAGCGUGGGAGUCAUGGCCGAAGACUUCUCCCCGCAAGAGCCCUACGACCGGGGCCGGCUUGGACGCAAUGCUCACUCCUGCUGCCUGCAGUGGAAUGGACGCAGCUUCUCCGUCUGGUUCCACGGGCUGGAGGUGCUCCUGCCCCAGCCCUUCUCGCCCACCGUCGGGAUCUGCCUGGAAUAUGCUGACCGAGCCCUGGCCUUCUACGCCGUGCGGGAUGGCAAGAUGAGCCUUCUGCGGAGGCUGAAGUCCUCCCGGGCCCGCCGGUGUGGCACCCCAGCCUCCCCGGUUGACCCCUUCCAGAGCCGCCUGGACAGCCACUUUGCGGAGCUCUUCACACACAGGCUCAAGCCCGCCUUCUUCCUGGAGAGCGUGGAUGCCCAUCUGCAGAUCGGGCCCCUCAAGAAGUCCUGCAUAUCCGUGCUGAAGAGGAGGUGAUGCAGGGGGCACGGGGCCUCCUCCCGCUGCUGUCCCAGCUCCUGGGAAGCUUGCUUCUCUGCACCCCUGCUUUGCCCCAGGGAAGACACCAGCCUUGGAGUCCCACACAUUCCCCAGGCUUCUAAUUUCUAGAGGCCUCCACCUUCCAUAUACAAGGUCUUCCACCUCUCAGGGAGGAGGCUGAGACCCUGUCCCCCUGCAGGCCUUGUUUCUGGGAGAAGGCACUGCAGCUUGGACAGCUCCAGGGUUACCCCGACCUUUCCUCUCCCAGGUUCUUGGGACAGUGCCUGGCACAUAAUAGGUGCUCAAUAAACAUUUGUCGAAUGAA